GGUCAGCAUCAUCACCAGAAACUACUGGUUUGAUCAUGUGGGCGAUCUUGGCGUUGUUCGCGGUCCCUCUUUUCUUUGGGGGGACCAUGUCAUCAAUUGACACCGUUACUAGGAAAAAUGUGGACAACUUGACCUCUGAUGAGAUUCUUGCCCUGGAGCAAGCAAUGCACGACAUCCAAGAGGAUGAAGGCAGCAUGGGAUACCAGGCCAUUGCUGCCUAUCACGGCGCGCCAGCAGGCUGUGUUGACGGUCACGGCCGCAAGGUGGCGUGUUGUCUCCACGGUAUGCCCUCGUUUCCGUUGUGGCAUCGUCUGUACGUCGUGCAGAUGGAGCGGGCGUUGAUGAGGCAUAAGUCCACGGUGAGCAUCCCGUACUGGGACUGGACGCAGCAGCUGAGUCAUCUCCCAGAUCUGGUGUCCGACCCCUUGUAUGUGGACCCUGAAGGCGGAAAGGCCCAUGACAGCGCAUGGUAUCGUGGAAAUAUCAAGUUCGAGAACAAAAAAACUGCAAGAGCUGUUGACGACCGCCUAUUCGAGAACGUUGGACCAGGAGAGCAUACCCGACUGUUUGAAGGUAUUCUGGAUGCGCUUGAGCAGGACGAGUUCUGCAAAUUUGAGAUCCAGUUUGAGCUGGCGCACAACGCCAUCCAUUAUCUAGUCGGCGGUCGACACACGUACUCCAUGUCUCAUCUCGAGUACACAUCCUACGACCCCAUCUUCUUCCUCCAUCACUCCAACACAGACCGUAUCUUCGCCAUCUGGCAGCGUCUUCAGCAACUUAGAGGAAAGGACCCCAACUCCGCUGACUGUGCACACAACCUCAUCCACAAGUCAAUGGAACCAUUCCAUCGGGAGUCGAACCCGCUCGACCUUACCAGAGAAAACUCCAAACCAGUGGACACCUUUGAUUACGCUCACCUGGGCUACCAAUAUGAUGACUUGACCCUGAAUGGCAUGACACCCGAGGAACUCAACUCCUACCUGCAUGAACGAUCAGGCAAGGAGAGGGUCUUCGCAAGCUUCCGACUCUCAGGCUUUGGCGGCUCUGCAAACGUGGUUGUCUAUGCGUGCCGUCCUGCCAACGACGAUGUAGCUGUCGACCAGUGCAUCAAGGCCGGAGACUUCUUUGUAUUGGGCGGGCCCACCGAGAUGCCCUGGAGGUUUUACAGAGCGUUCCACUACGAUGUCACUGACGUCGUCUCCGAGAUCGACCACGACGGCCAUGGUCACUAUUAUGUGAAGGCAGCACUAUUUAGUGUAAAUGGAAGCGCUCUUCCAAGUGAUCUUCUGCCUCAACCCACUAUUGCACACAGGCCAGCCCGUGGACAUGUUGAUGAGCCCCCAGCACAUGUUUCCCAUGCCAACCUCGCCGUGAGGAAGGACAUCAACCAUCUGACACGUGAGGAGGUGUAUGAGCUUCGUAGAGCUAUGGAGAAAUUCCAGAAUGAUAAGUCAGUUGAUGGUUACCAGGCUACGGUGGAGUAUCAUGGCCUACCUGCUCGUUGCCCAUUCCCUGAGGCCAUAAACAGGAUCGCCUGUUGCAUCCAUGGCAUGGCAACAUUCCCCCACUGGCACAGACUGUUCGUUACCCAAGUCGAAGAUGCUUUGAUCAGACGAGGAUCUCCUAUUGGUGUUCCUUACUGGGAUUGGACUCAGCCCAUGGCUCAUCUCCCUGGCCUAGCUGACAAUGAGACCUAUCAAGAUCCAAUUAGUGGAGAAAGCAGACACAAUCCCUUCCACGAUGCCGCAGUUGCCUUUGAAAAUGGGCGCACAGAGCGUCACACUGAUGCUAGAUUGUUUGAACAACCCCACUUCGGCAAACAUACACGUCUUUUCGACAGUAUGGUUUAUGCCUUUGAGCAGGAUGACUUCUGUGAUUUUGAAGUUCAGUUUGAGAUGACCCAUAAUAAUAUUCACGCCUGGAUUGGUGGAGGUGAAAAGUAUUCCAUGUCCUCACUCCACUACACUGCCUUCGAUCCCAUCUUCUACCUUCAUCACUCAAACACUGACCGUCUCUGGGCAAUUUGGCAAGCAUUGCAGAUUAGAAGAAAUAGACCCUAUAAGGCACAUUGUGCUUGGUCUGAGGAACGUCAGCCCCUGAAACCAUUCGCUUUCAGUUCCCCACUAAACAACAAUGCAAAAACCUACAAAAACUCAAUUCCUACUAACGUAUAUGAUUACGAAGGAGUUCUUGGGUAUGCUUACGAUGACCUCAACUUCGGAGGCAUGGACUUGGGUGAGCUAGAAGAGUACAUUGACAAACAGAAGCAGACAGACAGGACUUAUGCUGGGUUCUUUUUGUCACAUAUUGGCACAUCAGCGAAUGUUGACAUCUAUAUAAACCAUGCAGGAGAAGAGUCCCAUGUAGGCACAUUUGCUGUCCUUGGCGGAGAGAAGGAAAUGAAAUGGGGAUUUGACCGUAUGUACAGAUAUGAGAUCACAGAUGAACUGAAGCAGCUUAAUAUUCACGCAUAUGAUGGUUUUGACAUCACUGUCAAAGUUACUGAUGUUGAUGGCACUGAACUAUCCUCUGACCUCAUCCCACCUGUGGCUCUUAUCUUCGAACACGGUCAAAUUGACCAUCAUGAUCAUCGCCAUGACACGAUCAUCAGGAAGAAUGUUGAUAAUCUUACACCCGAGGAAGUUAAUUCUCUCAGGAGGGCAAUGGGCGAGCUGCAGUCAGACAAAACUGCUGGUGGAUUCCAACAGAUUGCUGCUUUUCAUGGGGAGCCCAAAUGGUGCCCAAGUCCUGAUGCUGAAAAGAAGUUCUCCUGCUGUGUGCAUGGCAUGGCUGUCUUCCCUCACUGGCACAGACUGCUCACUGUGCAAGGCGAAAAUGCACUGAGGAAGCAUGGAUAUGUUGGAGCUCUUCCCUACUGGGACUGGAGUAGGCCCCUAUCACACCUCCCUGCUUUAGUUAGUGAUCCAAACUACACAGAUGCCAUAUCCAACACGGACACCCGGAACCCCUGGUUCAGCGGCCAUAUCGAUUCAGUCGGUGCAGACACAACAAGAAGCAUCCGUCAUGAACUGUAUGAAGCUCCUGGAUUUGGCCAUUACACCGGGGUUGCUAAGCAAGUGCUCUUGGCUUUGGAGCAGGACGACUUCUGUAACUUUGAAAUCCAGUUUGAGAUUGCUCACAAUUUCAUCCACGCUCUUGUUGGGGGAAGCGAUCCAUAUGGUAUGGCAUCACUCCGUUACACAACUUAUGAUCCACUUUUCUACCUCCAUCACUCUAACACUGACAGACUUUGGGCUAUAUGGCAAGCUCUUCAAAAGCACAGAGGAAAACCUUACAAUUCCGCCAACUGCGCUAUUGCCUCCAUGAGAAAACCUCUACAACCGUUCGGCCUUACUGAGGAGAUCAACCCAGAUGAUGAGACAAGACAACAUGCUGUUCCUUUCAGAGUCUUUGACUACAAGAACAACUUCAAGUAUGAAUAUGAUACCCUUGACUUCAAUGGACUCUCAAUUUCCCAGCUGGACCGUGAACUGUCACGGAGACAGUCUCAUGACAGAGUCUUCGCUGGAUUUUUGCUGCAUGGUAUCAAACAGUCUGCACUGGUGAAGUUCUUUAUCUGCCGAUCAGAUGAUGACUGUGACCACUAUGCUGGAGAGUUCUAUAUCCUUGGUGAUGAAGCUGAAAUGCCAUGGGGAUAUGAUCGUCUUUACAAAUAUGAGAUCACUGAACAACUUACAGCCCUGGAUCUACACAUUGGAGACAGAUUCUUCAUUAGAUACGAAGCGUUUGAUCUUCAUGCAAGCAGCCUUGGAAGCAACAUCUUCCCCAAACCAUCUGUCAUACAUGACACAGGGGCAGGUCACCAUCAGGCUGGCGAGUACACAGAGGUUGUAACUGCUGCAAGUCACAUCAGAAAGAAUUUGAAAGACCUAUCCGAGGGAGAAGUAGAGAGCUUAAGAUCUGCCUUCCUACAGCUUCAAAACGAUGGUGUCUAUGAAAAUAUUGCCAAGUUCCACGGCAAGCCUGGGUUGUGUGAUGACAAUGGUCGCAAAAUUGCUUGCUGCGUGCAUGGCAUGCCCACCUUUCCUCAGUGGCAUAGGCUAUAUGUGCUCCAGGUUGAGAAUGCUUUGCUAGAGAGAGGAUCCGCCGUGUCUGUGCCUUAUUGGGACUGGACUGAAGCAUUUGACAAACUUCCUUCUUUGAUUGCUGAUGCCACCUAUUUCAAUUCCCGCAAACAAUCGUUCGAUCCUAACCCAUUCUUCAGAGGUAAAAUCGGUUUUGAGAAUGCUGUAACAACACGCGAUCCUCAGCCUGAGCUGUACCAAAACAGAUACUAUUAUCAAAACGUCAUGUUGGCUCUGGAACAGGACAACUACUGCGACUUUGAGAUACAAUUUGAGAUGGUUCACAACGUUCUCCAUGCUUGGCUGGGUGGAAGAGCUACUUACUCAAUUUCUUCUCUCGACUAUUCAGCAUUUGACCCAGUAUUCUUCCUUCAUCAUGCAAACACUGACAGAUUGUGGGCAAUCUGGCAGGAGCUACAGAGGUACAGAAAGAAGCCAUACAAUGAAGCUGAUUGUGCCAUUAACCUGAUGCGUAAACCUCUGCGUCCUUUCGACAACCCUGACCUGAAUCAUGAUCCAAUGACCUUCAAAUACUCCAGACCAGCUGAUGGCUUUGACUAUCAGAACCAUUUCGGAUACAAGUAUGACAACCUUGAGUUCAAUCAUUUCAGUAUUCCAAGGCUCGAGGAAAUUAUUCAAAGAAGACAACAUAAAGAUCGUGUGUUUGCAGCGUUCCUCCUUCACAACAUUGGUACAUCUGCAACUGUCGAGAUUUUUGUUUGUGUGACAACCGACAGAGGUGAGCAAAACUGUGAAAACAAAGCUGGAUCAUUUGCUGUACUCGGGGGAGAAACAGAGAUGGCAUUCAAUUUUGACAGGCUCUACAAGUUUGAGAUAAGUGACACUGUUAAGGACCUUGGCCUGCAGCUGGACAGCCACGAUUUUGACCUUAACGUCAAGAUCCAGGGAGUGAAUGGAUCCUACCUUGAUGCCCACAUCCUGCCAGAGCCAUCCUUGAUUUUUGAACCCGGUUCAGGUUCUCAUCUGCGGGCAGAUGGCCAAAUGGAAGAGAUUCUUGUUAGAAAAGAAGUGAACAGUCUGACAGUCAGGGAGACUGCAUCUCUGAUCCAUGCUCUACGGAGUAUGCAGGAGGACCAUUCACCUGAUGGGUUUCAGGCCAUUGCUUCUUUCCAUGCCCUGCCACCACUCUGCCCUUCACCAUCUGCCGCCCACCGGUAUGCAUGCUGUGUCCAUGGUAUGGCUACAUUUCCCCAAUGGCACAGACUCUACACUGUACAGUUCCAGGAUGCAUUGAGAAGGCACGGAGCUAGGACAGGCGUACCUUAUUGGGAUUGGCUGCGACCCCAGAGUCAACUGCCAGAGCUUGUUACCAUGGAGACUUACCAUGAUCCCUGGAGUAAUAAAGACCUUCCAAAUCCUUUCUACAGAGCCAAUAUUGAGUUUGAAGGAGAAGGCAUUACAACCCAUAGACAAAUAACACCAGAGAAACUCUUUGUCAAAGGCGGGCACAUCUUUGAUAACUGGUUUUUCAAACAAGCCAUCCUAGCGCUAGAGCAGGAGAAUUACUGUGACUUUGAGAUUCAGUUUGAGAUUCUUCACAAUGGUGUUCACACCUGGGUUGGAGGCAAUGAAACAUACUCUCUUGGACAUCUUCAUUACGCAUCAUAUGACCCUCUCUUCUACCUCCACCACUCCCAGACAGACCGUAUCUGGGCAAUCUGGCAAGAACUCCAGAUACAGAGAGGUCUCUCAGGAGAUGAGGCUCACUGUGCCCUCGAGCAAAUGAGAGAACCACUGAAGCCUUUCAGCUUCGGCGCUCCUUACAACUUGAACCAACUAACCUAUGAUUUCUCCAGACCAGAAGAUACGUUUGACUACAAGAAGUUUGGUUAUGAGUAUGACAAUCUGGAAUUUCUGGGCAUGUCAAUUUCUGAACUGGAUCAAUACAUUAUUGAACAUCAAGAAGAUGAUAGAGUCCUUGCUGGAUUUUUGUUAAGUGGAUUUGGAGAUUCUGCAUCAGUAGAUUUCCAGGUAUGCAGACCUGACUCCACGUGUCAGGAUGCUGGGUACUUCACUGUUCUUGGUGGCAGUGCCGAGAUGGCGUGGACCUUUGACAGGCUGUUCAAAUAUGACAUUACUGAUACUCUAGAGAAAAUGCACCUUAGAUAUGAUGAUCCUUUCACAAUCUCUCACACUCUGACUGCCAACAAUGGAACAGUUCUAAGAAGUAGUCUGAUCCCAACACCAAGUGUCAUCUUCCAGCGUGGACACCGUGACAUAAAUACCAGAAGCAUGCCACCUAACCGUGUCCGCCAUGAGUUGACUCAUCUGUCCGCGAGGGAUCUGUCUAGUCUGAAAUCUGCCCUGAGAGACCUACAAAAUGAUGAUGGCCCCAAUGGCUACCAGGCGCUGGCAGCUUUCCACGGUCUACCAGCAGGUUGUCAUGAUAGUCAAGGACAUGAGAUUGCCUGCUGUAUUCAUGGAAUGCCAACGUUCCCCCAGUGGCACAGACUGUACACCCUGCAGAUGGAGCAGGCUCUCAGGCAGCAUGGAUCCUCCGUCGCCAUUCCCUACUGGGACUGGACAAAGCCUAUCUCCGAACUGCCCGAUCUGUUCACCAGCCCUGAGUAUUAUGAUCCAUGGCAUGAUGCUGUUGUAAACAACCCAUUCUCCAAAGGUUUUGUCAAAUUUGCAAAUACAUACACGGUCAGAGAUACCCAAGAUAUGCUGUUCGAUCUCGUUCAAAAUGGAGAAACAGUUCUCUUUGACCAAACUCUUCUUGUUCUUGAACAAACCGACUACUGUGAUUUUGAAGUACAAUUUGAGGUUCUCCAUAACGUCAUCCACUACCUCGUUGGAGGACGUCAGACUUACGCCUUGUCUUCUCUUCACUAUGCAUCAUACGACCCACUCUUCUUUAUACACCACUCCUUUGUGGAUAAGAUUUGGGUUGUUUGGCAAGCUCUUCAAAAGAGGAGGAAACUUCCAUACAAGCGAGCUGACUGCGCUGUUAACCUCAUGACGAAACCAAUGAGGCCAUUUGACUCCGAUAUGAAUCAUAACAUCUUUACCAAGAUACAUGCAGUUCCAAACACACUCUAUGACUACGAGAAGCUGUAUUACAGCUACGAUAACCUCGAACUAGGUGGAAGGAAUCUAGACCAGCUGCAGGCUGAAAUUGAUAGAAGGAGAAGCAACCCUCGAGUUUUUGCUGGUUUCUUGCUCCAUGGAAUCGGAACUUCUGCUGAUGUCCGGUUCUGGAUCUGUAGAAACGAAAAUGACUGCCACAGGGCUGGAAUAAUCUUCAUCUUGGGUGGAGCCAAGGAAAUGCCAUGGUCCUUUGACAGAAACUUCAAGUUCGAUAUCACCAAUGUCCUCAAGAAAGCCAACAUCGACCCAGAGGAAGUGUUUGAUGCAGAAGAACCAUUUUAUAUCAAGGUUGAAAUCCAUGCUGUCAACAAGACUAUGAUACCAUCAUCUGUAAUCCCAGCCCCAACCAUUAUCUACUCAGCUGGGGAAGGACACGCAGUUGACAGUGCCCAGUCUGCUAACAUCGCUGGCUCUGGAGUAAGGAAGGAUGUCACAACCCUCACUGUAUCUGAGACUGAGAACCUGAGACACGCCCUUCAAGCUGUCAUCGAUGACAGUGGUCCCAAUGGUUACCAAGCUAUAGCAUCUUUCCACGGAAGUCCUGCAAUGUGCGAGAUGAACGGUCACAAGGUUGCGUGCUGUGCUCACGGUAUGGCUUCUUUCCCCCACUGGCAUAGACUGUAUGUGAAACAGAUGGAGGAUGCUCUGGCUGCUCACGGAUCCCAUAUCGGAAUCCCAUACUGGGACUGGACAACUGCCUUCACGGAAUUACCCGCCCUUGUCACAGACUCAAAUAACAAUCCCUUCCACGAUGGACACAUUGAUCAUCUAGGAGUAACCACAUCCCGUUCUCCAAGAGACUUGCUGUUUAACGAUCCAGAACAGGGAUCGGAGUCCUUUUUCUACAGACAAGUCCUCCUGGCUUUGGAACAGACCGACUACUGCCAGUUUGAGGUCCAGUUUGAGCUGACCCACAACGCUAUUCACUCAUGGACAGGUGGACGUAGUCCUUAUGGAAUGUCUACUCUGGAGUUCACUGCCUACGAUCCUCUCUUUUGGCUUCACCACUCCAACACCGACAGAAUCUGGGCUGUCUGGCAAGCACUACAGAAAUACAGAGGUCUCCCGUACAACGAAGCACACUGCGAAAUCCAGGUUCUGAAACAGCCUUUGAGACCCUUCAGCGAUGCCAUCAACCACAAUCCUAUCACAAAGGCUAAUGCCAGGGCUAUCGAUUCAUUUGAUUAUGAGAGGUUUAACUAUCAGUACGACACUCUUAGCUUCCAUGGUCAUAGCAUCCCUGAACUGAAUGACCUUCUUGAAGCAAGGAAGAGAGAAGAGAGGACAUUUGCUGCCUUCCUUCUCCGUGGAAUCAAAUGCAGUGCUGAUGUUGUCUUUGACAUCUGCCGACCCAAUGGUGACUGUGUCUUUGCAGGAACAUUUGCAGUCCUUGGAGGCGAACUGGAAAUGCCCUGGUCCUUCGACAGACUGUUCCGCUAUGAUAUCACCAAAGUCAUGAAUCAGCUUCAUCUCCAAUAUGAUUCAGAUUUCAGUUUGAAGGUGAAGCUUGUCGCCACCAAUGGCACUGAGCUUUCAUCGGACCUCCUCAAGCCACCAACUAUUGAACAUGACCGUGGAAUGUCUAGAGGACCAGUUGAAGAAACAGAAGUCACCCACCAACAUACAGAUGGCCAUGUACACUACCAUCGUAAGGAGGUCGACUCUCUGUCCCUUGAUGAAGCCAACAACUUGAAGAAUGCUCUCUACAAGCUACAGAACGAUCGCAGCCUCAGCGGAUAUGAAGCAAUCUCUGGUUACCACGGAUAUCCAAGUCUUUGUCCUGCAGAAGGAGAUGACAAAUACCCAUGCUGUGUCCACGGCAUGGCCAUCUUCCCCCACUGGCACAGACUCCUAACGAUCCAACUGGAGAGAGCUCUCAAGAGCCAAGGUGCACUCCUUGGUGUACCUUACUGGGACUGGACCAAGGACCUGUCUACUCUGCCAGCAUUCUUCUCCGACGCCAGCAACAACAAUCCCUUCUACAAGUACCACAUUACAGGUGUUGGACAUGACACCGUAAGAGAGCCAAAUGAUCUUCUGUUUAACCAGCCCAAGUUCCAUGGUUACGAUUACCUUUAUUACCUAGCUUUGACCACACUGGAAGAAAAUAACUACUGUGACUUUGAGGUUCAAUACGAGAUUCUCCACAACGCUGUCCACUCUUGGUUAGGUGGAACCCAGAAGUAUUCAAUGUCCACCCUGGAAUACUCUGCCUUUGACCCUGUCUUCAUGAUCCUUCACUCAGGUCUCGACAGGCUCUGGAUAAUCUGGCAGGAGCUUCAGAAGCUGAGGAGGAAGCCAUACAACUUUGCUAACUGUGCCCGUCACAUGAUGGAUGAACCACUCGCCCCCUUCAGCUAUCCUUCUGUCAACCAGGACGAGUUCACUCGUGCCAACUCCAAACCUUCUACAGUCUUUGACAGCCAUAAAUUCGGCUACCAUUACGACAACCUGAAUGUCAGAGGUCACAACAUUCAAGAACUCAACACAAUCAUCAACAAUUUGAGAAACACAGCCAGAAUCUAUGCAGGAUUUGUUCUGUCCGGCAUCGAGACGUCUGCUAGUGUGAAAAUCUACCUCCGGACCAAUGGCAAAGAUGAAGAAGUUGGAACUUUUACUGUCCUGGGAGGAGAAAGAGAGAUGCCAUGGGCCUAUGAGAGAGUGUUCAAGUACGACAUCACAGAGGUUGCGGAACGACUCGGAUUAGGCUAUGGGGACACCUUUAACUUCCGACUGGAGAUCACAUCCUACGAUGGAGUGGAGAUCACAAAGACCCUACCCAAUCCUUUCAUCAUCUACAGACCUGCCAGUCAUGAUUACGAUGUCCUGGUCAUCCCCGUAGGAAGCAACCUCCACAUCCCCCCUAAGGUCGUUGUCAAAAGAGGCACACGGAUCGAGUUCCACCCAGUCGAUGAAUCAGUUAGCAAACCAGUUGUGGAUCUUGGAAGCUACACCGCGCUCUUCAACUGUGUGGUACCACCCUUCACAUACCACGGAUUCGAAUUGAACCACGUCUAUUCUGUCAAACCUGGUGACUACUAUGUAACUGGACCCACAAGGGAGCUAUGCCAGAAUGCAGAUGUCAGGAUUCAUAUUCAUGUUGAGGAUGAGUACUCUCAGUCUGAGAGGUCAGCAUCAUCACCAGAAACUACUGGUUUGAUCAUGUGGGCGAUCUUUGCGUUGUUUGUGGUCCCUCUUUUCUUUGGGGGGACCCUGUCAUCAAUUGACACCGUUACUAGGAAAAAUGUGGACAACUUGACCUCUGAUGAGAUUCUUGCCCUGGAGCAAGCAAUGCACGACAUCCAAGGGGAUGAAGGCAGCAUGGGAUACCAAGCCAUUGCUGCCUAUCACGGCGCGCCAGCAGGCUGUGUUGACGGUCACGGCCGCAAGGUGGCGUGUUGUCUCCACGGUAUGCCCUCGUUUCCGUUGUGGCAUCGUCUGUACGUCGUGCAGAUGGAGCGGGCGUUGAUGAGGCAUAAGUCCACGGUGAGCAUCCCGUACUGGGACUGGACGCAGCAGCUGACUCAUCUCCCUGAUCUGGUGUCCGACCCCUUGUAUGUGGACCCUGAAGGCGGAAAGGCCCAUGACAGCGCAUGGUAUCGUGGAAAUAUCAAGUUCGAGAACAAAAAAACUGCAAGAGCUGUUGACGACCGCCUAUUCGAGAACGUUGGACCAGGAGAGCAUACCCGACUCUUUGAAGGUAUUCUGGAUGCGCUUGAGCAGGACGAGUUCUGCAAAUUUGAGAUCCAGUUUGAGCUUGCGCACAACGCCAUCCAUUAUCUAGUCGGCGGUCGACACACGUACUCCAUGUCUCAUCUGGAGUACACAUCCUACGACCCCAUCUUCUUCCUCCAUCACUCCAACACAGACCGUAUCUUCGCCAUCUGGCAGCGUCUUCAGCAACUUAGAGGAAAGGACCCCAACUCCGCUGACUGUGCACACAACCUCAUCCACAAGUCAAUGGAACCAUUCCAUCGGGAAUCGAACCCGCUCGACCUUACCAGAGAAAACUCCAAACCAGUGGACACCUUUGAUUACGCUCACCUGGGCUACCAAUAUGAUGACUUGACCCUGAAUGGCAUGACACCCGAGGAACUCAACUCCUACCUGCAUGAACGAUCAGGCAAGGAGAGGGUCUUCGCAAGCUUCCGACUCUCAGGCUUUGGCGGCUCUGCAAACGUGGUUGUCUAUGCGUGCCGUCCUGCCCACGACGAGGUAGCUGUCGACCAGUGCAUCAAGGCCGGAGACUUCUUUGUAUUGGGCGGGCCCACCGAGAUGCCCUGGAGGUUUUACAGAGCGUUCCACUACGAUGUCACUGACGUCGUCUCCGAGAUCGACCACGACGGCCAUGGUCACUAUUAUGUGAAGGCAGCAUUAUUUAGUGUAAAUGGAAGCGCUCUUCCAAGUGAUCUUCUGCCUCAACCCACUAUUGCACACAGGCCAGCCCGUGGACAUAUUGAUGAGCCCCCAGCACAUGUUUCCCAUGCCAACCUCGCCGUGAGGAAGGACAUCAACCAUCUGACACGUGAGGAGGUGUAUGAGCUUCGUAGAGCUAUGGAGAAAUUCCAGAAUGAUAAGUCAGUUGAUGGUUACCAGGCUACGGUGGAGUAUCAUGGCCUACCUGCUCGCUGCCCAUUCCCUGAGGCCAUAAACAGGAUCGCCUGUUGCAUCCAUGGCAUGGCAACAUUCCCCCACUGGCACAGACUGUUCGUUACCCAAGUCGAAGAUGCUUUGAUCAGACGAGGAUCUCCUAUUGGUGUUCCUUACUGGGAUUGGACUCAGCCCAUGGCUCAUCUCCCUGGCCUAGCUGACAAUGAGACCUAUCAAGAUCCCAUUAGUGGAGAAAGCAGACACAAUCCCUUCCACGAUGCCGCAGUUGCCUUUGAAAAUGGGCGCACAGAGCGUCACACUGAUGCUAGAUUGUUUGAACAACCCCACUUCGGCAAACAUACACGUCUUUUCGACAGUAUGGUUUAUGCCUUUGAGCAGGAUGACUUCUGUGAUUUUGAAGUUCAGUUUGAGAUGACCCAUAAUAAUAUUCACGCCUGGAUUGGUGGAGGUGAAAAGUAUUCCAUGUCCUCACUCCACUACACCGCCUUCGAUCCCAUCUUCUACCUUCAUCACUCAAACACUGACCGUCUCUGGGCAAUCUGGCAAGCAUUGCAGAUUAGAAGAAAUAGACCCUAUAAGGCACACUGUGCUUGGUCUGAGGAACGUCAGCCCCUAAAACCAUUCGCUUUCAGUUCCCCACUAAACAACAAUGCAAAAACCUACAAAAACUCAAUUCCUACUAACGUAUAUGAUUACGAAGGAGUUCUUGGGUAUGCUUACGAUGACCUCAACUUCGGAGGCAUGGACUUGGGUGAGCUAGAAGAGUACAUUGACAAACAGAAGCAGACAGACAGGACUUAUGCUGGGUUCUUUUUGUCACAUAUUGGCACAUCAGCGAAUGUUGACAUCUAUAUAAACCAUGCAGGAGAAGAAUCCCAUGUAGGCACAUUUGCUGUCCUUGGCGGAGAGAAGGAAAUGAAAUGGGGAUUUGACCGUAUGUACAGAUAUGAGAUCACAGAUGAACUGAAGCAGCUUAAUAUUCACGCAUAUGAUGGUUUUGACAUCACUGUCAAAGUUACUGAUGUUGAUGGCACUGAACUAUCCUCUGACCUCAUCCCACCUGUGGCUCUUAUCUUCGAACACAGUCAAAUUGACCAUCAUGAUCAUCGCCAUGACACGAUCAUUAGGAAGAAUGUUGAUAAUCUUACACCCGAGGAAGUUAAUUCUCUCAGGAGGGCAAUGGGCGAGCUGCAGUCAGACAAAACUGCUGGCGGAUUCCAACAGAUUGCUGCUUUUCAUGGGGAGCCUAAAUGGUGCCCAAGUCCUGAUGCUGAAAAGAAGUUCUCCUGCUGUGUGCAUGGCAUGGCUGUCUUCCCUCACUGGCACAGACUGCUCACUGUGCAAGGCGAAAAUGCACUGAGGAAGCAUGGAUAUGUUGGAGCUCUUCCCUACUGGGACUGGAGUAGGCCCCUAUCACACCUCCCUGCUUUAGUUAGUGAUCCAAACUACACAGAUGCCAUAUCCAACACGGACACCCGGAACCCCUGGUUCAGUGGCCAUAUCGAUUCAGUCGGUGCAGACACAACAAGAAGCAUCCGUCAUGAACUGUAUGAAGCUCCUGGAUUUGGCCAUUACACCGGGGCUGCUAAGCAAGUGCUCUUGGCUUUGGAGCAGGACGACUUCUGCAACUUUGAAAUCCAGUUUGAGAUUGCUCACAAUUUCAUCCACGCUCUUGUUGGGGGAAGCGAUCCAUAUGGUAUGGCAUCACUCCGUUACACAACUUAUGAUCCACUUUUCUACCUCCAUCACUCUAACACUGACAGACUUUGGGCUAUAUGGCAAGCUCUUCAAAAGCACAGAGGAAAACCUUACAAUUCCGCCAACUGCGCUAUUGCCUCCAUGAGAAAACCUCUACAACCGUUCGGCCUUACUGAGGAGAUCAACCCGGAUGAUGAGACAAGACAACAUGCUGUUCCUUUCAGAGUCUUUGACUACAAGAACAACUUCAAGUAUGAAUAUGAUACCCUUGACUUCAAUGGACUCUCAAUUUCCCAGCUGGACCGUGAACUGUCACGGAGACAGUCUCAUGACAGAGUCUUCGCUGGAUUUUUGCUGCAUGGUAUCAAACAGUCUGCACUGGUGAAGUUCUUUAUCUGCCGAUCAGAUGAUGACUGUGACCACUAUGCUGGAGAGUUCUAUAUCCUUGGUGAUGAAGCUGAAAUGCCAUGGGGAUAUGAUCGUCUUUACAAAUAUGAGAUCACUGAACAACUUACAGCCCUGGAUCUACACAUUGGAGACAGAUUCUUCAUUAGAUACGAAGCGUUUGAUCUUCAUGCAAGCAGCCUUGGAAGCAACAUCUUCCCCAAACCAUCUGUCAUACAUGACACAGGGGCAGGUCACCAUCAGGCUGGCGAGUACAUAGAGGUUGUAACUGCUGCAAGUCACAUCAGAAAGAAUUUGAAAGACCUAUCCGAGGGAGAAGUAGAGAGCUUAAGAUCUGCCUUCCUACAGCUUCAAAACGAUGGUGUCUAUGAAAAUAUUGCCAAGUUCCACGGCAAGCCUGGGUUGUGUGAUGACAAUGGUCGCAAAGUUGCUUGCUGCGUGCAUGGCAUGCCAACCUUUCCUCAGUGGCAUAGGCUCUAUGUCCUCCAGGUUGAGAAUGCUUUGCUAGAGAGGGGAUCCGCUGUGUCUGUGCCUUAUUGGGACUGGACUGAAGCAUUUGACAAACUUCCUUCUUUGAUCGCUGAUGCCACCUAUUUCAAUUCCCGCAAACAAUCGUUCAAUCCUAACCCAUUCUUCAGAGGUAAAAUCGGUUUUGAGAAUGCUGUAACAACACGCGAUCCUCAGCCUGAGCUGUACCAAAACAGAUACUAUUAUCAAAACGUCAUGUUGGCUCUGGAACAGGACAACUACUGCGACUUUGAGAUACAAUUUGAGAUGGUUCACAACGUUCUCCAUGCUUGGCUGGGUGGAAGAGCUACUUACUCAAUUUCUUCUCUCGACUAUUCGGCAUUUGACCCAGUAUUCUUCCUUCAUCAUGCAAACACUGACAGAUUGUGGGCAAUCUGGCAGGAGCUACAGAGGUACAGAAAGAAGCCAUACAAUGAAGCUGAUUGUGCCAUUAACCUGAUGCGUAAACCUCUGCGUCCUUUCGACAACCCUGACCUGAAUCAUGAUCCAAUGACCUUCAAAUACUCCAGACCAGCUGAUGGCUUUGACUAUCAGAACCAUUUCGGAUACAAGUAUGACAACCUUGAGUUCAAUCAUUUCAGUAUUCCAAGGCUCGAGGAAAUUAUUCAAAGAAGACAACGUAAAGAUCGUGUGUUUGCAGCGUUCCUCCUUCACAACAUUGGUACAUCUGCAACUGUCGAGAUUUUUGUUUGUGUGACAACCGACAGAGGUGAGCAAAACUGUGAAAACAAAGCUGGAUCAUUUGCUGUACUCGGGGGAGAAACAGAGAUGGCAUUCAAUUUUGACAGGCUCUACAAGUUUGAGAUAAGUGACACUGUUAGGGACCUUGGCCUGCAGCUGGACAGCCACGAUUUUGACCUUAACGUCAAGAUCCAGGGAGUGAAUGGAUCCUACCUUGAUGCCCACAUCCUGCCAGAGCCAUCCUUGAUUUUUGAACCCGGUUCAGGUUCUCAUCUGCGGGCAGAUGGCCAAAUGGAAGAGAUUCUUGUUAGAAAAGAAGUGAACAGUCUGACAGUCAGGGAGACUGCAUCUCUGAUCCAUGCUCUACGGCGUAUGCAGGAGGACCAUUCACCUGAUGGGUUUCAGGCCAUUGCUUCUUUCCAUGCCCUGCCACCACUCUGCCCUUCACCAUCUGCCGCCCACCGGUAUGCAUGCUGUGUCCAUGGUAUGGCUACAUUUCCCCAAUGGCACAGACUCUACACUGUACAGUUCCAGGAUGCAUUGAGAAGGCACGGAGCUAGGACAGGCGUACCUUAUUGGGAUUGGCUGCGACCCCAGAGUCAACUGCCAGAGCUUGUUACCAUGGAGACAUACCAUGAUCCCUGGAGUAAUAAAGACCUUCCAAAUCCUUUCUACAGAGCAAAUAUUGAGUUUGAAGGAGAAGGCAUUACAACCCACAGACAAAUAACACCAGAGAAACUCUUUGUCAAAGGCGGGCACAUCUUUGAUAACUGGUUUUUCAAACAAGCCAUCCUAGCGCUAGAGCAGGAGAAUUACUGUGACUUUGAGAUUCAGUUUGAGAUUCUUCACAAUGGUGUUCACACCUGGGUUGGAGGCAAUGAAACAUACUCUCUUGGACAUCUUCAUUACGCAUCAUAUGACCCUCUCUUCUACCUCCACCACUCCCAGACAGACCGUAUCUGGGCAAUCUGGCAAGAACUCCAGAUACAGAGAGGUCUCUCAGGAGAUGAGGCUCACUGUGCCCUCGAGCAAAUGAGAGAACCACUGAAGCCUUUCAGCUUCGGCGCUCCUUACAACUUGAACCAACUAACCUAUGAUUUCUCCAGACCAGAAGAUACGUUUGACUACAAGAAGUUUGGUUAUGAGUAUGACAAUCUGGAAUUUCUGGGCAUGUCAAUUUCUGAACUGGAUCAAUACAUUAUUGAACAUCAAGAAGAUGAUAGAGUCCUUGCUGGAUUUUUGUUAAGUGGAUUUGGAGAUUCUGCAUCAGUAGAUUUCCAGGUAUGCAGACCUGACUCCACGUGUCAGGAUGCUGGGUACUUCACUGUUCUUGGUGGCAGUGCCGAGAUGGCGUGGACCUUUGACAGGCUGUUCAAAUAUGACAUUACUGAUACUCUAGAGAAAAUGCACCUUAGAUAUGAUGAUCCUUUCACAAUCUCUCACACUCUGACUGCCAACAAUGGAACAGUUCUAAGAAGUAGUCUGAUCCCAACACCAAGUGUCAUCUUCCAGCGUGGACACCGUGACAUAAAUACCAAAAUCAUGUCACCUAACCGUGUCCGCCAUGAGUUGACUCAUCUGUCCGCGAGGGAUCUGUCUAGUCUGAAAUCUGCCCUGAGAGACCUACAAAAUGAUGAUGGCCCCAAUGGCUACCAGGCGCUGGCAGCUUUCCACGGUCUACCAGCAGGUUGUCAUGAUAGUCAAGGACAUGAGAUUGCCUGCUGUAUUCAUGGAAUGCCAACGUUCCCCCAGUGGCACAGACUGUACACCCUGCAGAUGGAGCAGGCUCUCAGGCAGCAUGGAUCCUCCGUCGCCAUUCCCUACUGGGACUGGACAAAGCCUAUCUCCGAACUGCCCGAUCUGUUCACCAGCCCUGAGUAUUAUGAUCCAUGGCAUGAUGCUGUUGUAAACAACCCAUUCUCCAAAGGUUUUGUCAAAUUUGCAAAUACAUACACGGUCAGAGAUACCCAAGAUUUGCUGUUCGAUCUCGUUCAAAAUGGAGAAACAGUUCUCUUUGACCAAACUCUUCUUGUUCUUGAACAAACCGACUACUGUGAUUUUGAAGUACAAUUUGAGGUUCUCCAUAACGUCAUCCACUACCUCGUUGGAGGACGUCAGACUUACGCCUUGUCUUCUCUUCACUAUGCAUCAUACGACCCACUCUUCUUUAUACACCACUCCUUUGUGGAUAAGAUUUGGGUUGUUUGGCAAGCUCUUCAAAAGAGGAGGAAACUUCCAUACAAGCGAGCUGGCUGCGCUGUUAACCUCAUGACGAAACCAAUGAGGCCAUUUGACUCCGAUAUGAAUCAUAACAUCUUUACCAAGAUACAUGCAGUUCCAAACACACUCUAUGACUACGAGAAGCUGUAUUACAGCUACGAUAACCUCGAACUAGGUGGAAGGAAUCUAGACCAGCUGCAGGCUGAAAUUGAUAGAAGGAGAAGCCACGCUCGAGUUUUUGCUGGUUUCUUGCUCCAUGGAAUCGGAACUUCUGCUGAUGUCCGGUUCUGGAUCUGUAGAAACGAAAAUGACUGCCACAGGGCUGGAAUAAUCUUCAUCUUGGGUGGAGCCAAGGAAAUGCCAUGGUCCUUUGACAGAAACUUCAAGUUCGAUAUCACCAAUGUCCUCAAGAAAGCCAACAUCGACCCAGAGGAAGUGUUUGAUGCAGAAGAACCAUUUUAUAUCAAGGUUGAAAUCCAUGCUGUCAACAAGACUAUGAUACCAUCAUCUGUAAUCCCAGCCCCAACCAUCAUCUACUCAGAUGGGGAAGGACACGCAGUUGACAGUGCCCAGUCUGCUAACAUCGCUGGCUCCGGAGUAAGGAAGGAUGUCACAACCCUCACUGUAUCUGAGACUGAGAACCUGAGACACGCCCUUCAAGCUGUCAUCGAUGACAGUGGUCCCAAUGGUUACCAAGCUAUAGCAUCUUUCCACGGAAGUCCUGCAAUGUGCGAGAUGAACGGUCACAAGGUUGCGUGCUGUGCUCACGGUAUGGCUUCUUUCCCCCACUGGCAUAGACUGUAUGUGAAACAGAUGGAGGAUGCUCUGGCUGCUCACGGAUCCCAUAUCGGAAUCCCAUACUGGGACUGGACAACUGCCUUCACGGAAUUACCCGCCCUUGUCACAGACUCAAAUAACAAUCCCUUCCACGAUGGACACAUUGAUCAUCUAGGAGUAACCACAUCCCGUUCUCCAAGAGACAUGCUGUUUAACGAUCCAGAACAGGGAUCAGAGUCCUUUUUCUACAGACAAGUCCUCCUGGCUUUGGAACAGACCGACUACUGCCAGUUUGAGGUCCAGUUUGAGCUGACCCACAACGCUAUUCACUCAUGGACAGGUGGACGUAGUCCUUAUGGAAUGUCUACUCUGGAGUUCACUGCCUACGAUCCUCUCUUCUGGCUUCACCACUCCAACACCGACAGAAUCUGGGCUGUCUGGCAAGCACUACAGAAAUACAGAGGUCUCCCGUACAACGAAGCACACUGCGAAAUCCAGGUUCUGAAACAGCCUUUGAGACCCUUCAGCGAUGCCAUCAACCACAAUCCUAUCACAAAGGCUAAUGCCAGGGCUAUCGAUUCAUUUGAUUAUGAGAGGUUUAACUAUCAGUACGACACUCUUAGCUUCCAUGGUCAUAGCAUCCCUGAACUGAAUGACCUUCUUGAAGCAAGGAAGAGAGAAGAGAGGACAUUUGCUGCCUUCCUUCUCCGUGGAAUCAAAUGCAGUGCUGAUGUUGUCUUUGACAUCUGCCGACCCAAUGGUGACUGUGUCUUUGCAGGAACAUUUGCAGUCCUUGGAGGCGAACUGGAAAUGCCCUGGUCCUUCGACAGACUGUUCCGCUAUGAUAUCACCAAAGUCAUGAAUCAGCUUCAUCUCCAAUAUGAUUCAGAUUUCAGUUUGAAGGUGAAGCUUGUCGCCACCAAUGGCACUGAGCUUUCAUCGGACCUCCUCAAGCCACCAACUAUUGAACAUGACCGUGGAAUGUCUAGAGGACCAGUUGAAGAAACAGAAGUCACCCACCAACAUACAGAUGGCCAUGUACACUACCAUCGUAAGGAGGUCGACUCUCUGUCCCUUGAUGAAGCCAACAACUUGAAGAAUGCUCUCUACAAGCUACAGAACGAUCGCAGCCUCAGCGGAUAUGAAGCAAUCUCUGGUUACCACGGAUACCCAAGUCUUUGUCCUGCAGAAGGAGAUGACAAAUACCCAUGCUGUGUCCACGGCAUGGCCAUCUUCCCCCACUGGCACAGACUCCUAACGAUCCAACUGGAGAGAGCUCUCAAGAGCCAAGGUGCACUCCUUGGUGUACCUUACUGGGACUGGACCAAGGACCUGUCUACUCUGCCAGCAUUCUUCUCCGACGCCAGCAACAACAAUCCCUUCUACAAGUACCACAUUACAGGUGUUGGACAUGACACCGUAAGAGAGCCAAAUGAUCUUCUGUUCAACCAGCCCAAGUUCCAUGGUUACGAUUACCUUUAUUACCUAGCUUUGACCACGCUGGAAGAAAAUAACUACUGUGACUUUGAGGUUCAAUACGAGAUUCUCCACAACGCUGUCCACUCUUGGUUAGGUGGAACCCAGAAGUAUUCAAUGUCCACCCUGGAAUACUCUGCCUUUGACCCUGUCUUCAUGAUCCUUCACUCAGGUCUCGACAGGCUCUGGAUAAUCUGGCAGGAGCUUCAGAAGCUGAGGAGGAAGCCAUACAACUUUGCUAACUGUGCCCUUCAUAUGAUGGAUGAACCACUCGCCCCCUUCAGCUAUCCUUCUGUCAACCAGGACGAGUUCACUCGUGCCAACUCCAAACCUUCUACAGUCUUUGACAGCCAUAAAUUCGGCUACCAUUACGACAACCUGAAUGUCAGAGGUCACAACAUUCAAGAACUCAACACAAUCAUCAACAAUUUGAGAAACACAGCCAGAAUCUAUGCAGGAUUUGUUCUGUCCGGCAUCGAGACGUCUGCUAGUGUGAAAAUCUACCUCCGGACCAAUGACAAAGAUGAAGAAGUUGGAACUUUUACUGUCCUGGGAGGAGAAAGAGAGAUGCCAUGGGCCUAUGAGAGAGUGUUCAAGUACGACAUCACAGAGGUUGCAGAACGACUCGGAUUAGGCUAUGGGGACACCUUUAACUUCCGACUGGAGAUCACAUCCUACGAUGGAGUGGAGAUCACAAAGACCCUACCCAAUCCUUUCAUCAUCUACAGACCUGCCAGUCAUGAUUACGAUGUCCUGGUCAUCCCCGUAGGAAGCAACCUCCACAUCCCCCCUAAGGUCGUUGUCAAAAGAGGCACACGGAUCGAGUUCCACCCAGUCGAUGAAUCAGUUAGCAAACCAGUUGUGGAUCUUGGAAGCUACACCGCGCUCUUCAACUGUGUGGUACCACCCUUCACAUACCACGGAUUCGAAUUGAACCACGUCUAUUCUGUCAAACCUGGUGACUACUAUGUAACUGGACCCACAAGGGAGCUAUGCCAGAAUGCAGAUGUCAGGAUUCAUAUUCAUGUUGAGGAUGAGUAAAUAAAAAGGUAUCCUGGUCUCAACAUCUCCACAUAUCAGCAUCUGAUGGUUUCAAGGGACAUAGUGGUCCUUGUCUGGCAGUCCAUUUCAAUUCAACAUCAAAAACAACAGCAGCAUUUCUUUACAAUGUGUUUCAAAAGUGUUGGUGAAAUAUUGAAAUGUGCUAAGGACUGAAUUAUUGUACAUACAUAACUUAUUGUAUAGAGAUAUUCAAUAAAUAAAUGUCAAAAUGUAAA
Messenger RNA from Haliotis rufescens (red abalone), 20869 nucleotides. RefSeq lists its product as uncharacterized. The transcript is spliced from 33 exons. The record is from RefSeq and is a predicted model, not a curated record. Bases 36 to 20633 code for a protein of 6865 amino acids. NCBI's taxonomy places the organism in Eukaryota, Metazoa, Mollusca, Gastropoda, Lepetellida, Haliotidae. Gene Ontology annotation, molecular function: oxidoreductase activity.